This is a messenger RNA of Spinacia oleracea (spinach), 1203 nucleotides long. Its product is annotated as LOB domain-containing protein 40. Gene Ontology annotation, biological process: regulation of gene expression. Bases 179 to 1036 code for a protein of 285 amino acids. The record is from RefSeq and is a predicted model, not a curated record. NCBI's taxonomy places the organism in Eukaryota, Viridiplantae, Streptophyta, Magnoliopsida, Caryophyllales, Amaranthaceae. The transcript is spliced from 2 exons.
ACAUCAUUUAUAUACCCCCUAUUCUCCCUCUUCUCCCCCCCCCCCUACUCCAAACCAGCAACACCUUUUCUCUCUCUUCAUAUCUCACCAAACCCAAAUUCUCAAAUCAUCUCAUCAAUCAACAACCUAAUUGAGCUGAGUGAUCAAUCAAUCAGUGACGCAUCCACGAUAUUUGAAAAUGCGGAUGAGUUGUAACGGAUGUCGAGUGCUACGUAAAGGAUGCAGCGACGAUUGUAGCAUAAGACCGUGCCUUCAGUGGAUCAAAUCCUCUGAGUCUCAAGCUAAUGCCACCGUCUUCCUUGCUAAGUUUUAUGGCCGUGCUGGUCUUAUGAAUCUCAUCAACGCUGGCCCUGACCACCUUCGUCCUGCAAUAUUCAGGUCUCUCUUGUACGAAGCAUGUGGAAGAAUGGUAAACCCGAUAUACGGCUCAGUAGGGUUACUUUGGUCAGGUCAAUGGCAGCUUUGUCAAAACGCCAUUGAAGCUGUUUUAAGAGGCGCGCCGAUCACGCCGAUCCCUACUGAAGCCGCCGCCAAUCCACCACCUAUCCAAGGCGCCUAUGAUAUCCGCCACGUCUCCAAAGAUGAUCACGCCAACUCCAACAGCUCGGCUGCGUUGCACCGAGUCAAGCCCACUCGGACGCGGUUCAAGCGGGUCGGCUCCAAGCCGAAGCCGGCUAAGGCAGAGGAAGGUGCUGCUGCUGCUGCUACCUCGGCUCUUCAGAUGAUGGCGGUCGCCGCGGCAGCUACUGAGUCAACUCGUCAUGACUCGGCCGAGUUGAACGGGUCCAGCACGAGCCACGACUCCACCGUGAGCCACCCUGAUGACCACACGAGCACGACUCACACGAGCUUAUUCUCGACCGAUGUGACGGUGGAGGAAAAAGAGAGUGGCGAUCAUGGAGAUGAUGGUGAGGUGGAGCUAGAGCUGACACUUGGUUUUGGGUUUGAUUCGGUCGUGAGACCCGAGUCACUGAGUCGUAAAGUUGGCCAAGAGCAUGAUCAAGUAGUAUGUGAGAUGGGAUUAGGACUUCUUUAAGUUUAGAUUAGAAGCUAAUUAAUGGAGAGUUUUUUUUUUUUUUUUUAAAUAUAUUUUUAAUUUUGGAAUCCUUUUUGGAAAUAUUUCCCCUUGUUGACAGUUUUGGUUUUUGGAUGUACAAACAAAGUUGACUACAUAUAAAACAAUACUUCCUCCUCCGUUCUCAA